Messenger RNA from Soboliphyme baturini, 200 nucleotides. Lineage: Eukaryota; Metazoa; Nematoda; Enoplea; Dioctophymatida; Soboliphymatidae. The record is from the annotation of a GenBank genome assembly.
AUGUCUUCCGUGGAGGUCGUACCAGUUGUCGUUGAACAGCAUGCGGUGGACACAUGGGAUUGGCCGCUGCAGCAUAGCACCGUGGUGCAGGUGGUCAACACCGCCAGUUCGUUCGAGGUUUGUUUGGAUGUCCCGUUUUUCACCCUCAAGGAAAUCGAGGUACUGAAUCUGAGGCUAUUUUUAUGUCCUCUGUGGUAGGA